AUGUCUACUGCUCUGUAUACAACGAGGGAGUUCGUUUUACUCUCGUUACCAGGAAAUGCAAAACUUUGUAAAGCAAGCGAUGCUGAUGUUAAUGACUGGUUAGUUAAGGAUUUGGUCGGAGGCAGGACUUUUGUAUCAGAUUUCUCUAUUCCAGAGUUUAAAAUUGGGUCUUUAGACACAUUGGUGUUGCAGUCAGAAGAGUUGGCGAAGAUUGACACACAGAUCAGUGGUUCUGUUGCAAAAGUGGAGGAAAUUUUAGCUGCGUUUACAGAGUCUCAAAAGAACGUAUAUGGUACUAUUUCUGUGAACAAUGUCCCUAUUCCAGAGUACCUAACGAAUUUUCAAUGGCAAACGCGAAAGUUCAACCUGAACAACUCUAUUAAGGAAUUGAUAGCAGAGAUCUCAAAUGAGGCUUUCCAGUUAGACACAGAUGUAAGAGCUUCCUAUACGAACUAUAACAAUGCAAAAUCCAAUUUAGCAGCUGCACAACGCAAAAAAACAGGUGAUUUAUCUGUAAGGUCCCUCCAUGAUAUCGUUACCGCAGACGAUUUCAUAACUAAUAGUGAAUACCUCACUACGGUCUUGAUAGUCGUUCCAAAGAGCUUGAAAGAGGACUUUGAAAAUACCUACGAAACACUGGCAAAGAACGUCGUACCACAGUCGGCCAAAAUCCUAAAGCAGGAUGAUGAAUAUGUCCUGUACAAUGUUCACUUAUUCAAGAAGUCUGUUUCUAGUUUCAUUGCUGCAUGCAGAGAUAGAAAAUUCAUCCCCCGCGAGUUUAACUACUCUGAGGAAAUAUUAGAGCAAUUCAGACAGGAACAUGAUUCCGCCGCUAGCUUAGAACACUCGCUACGUGUCCAACUCGUUAGAUUGGCUAAAGCUGCCUAUUCCGAUAUCUUCGUCAAUUGGUUCCACAUUAAGGCGCUCAGAGUUUUCGUUGAAAGCGUCCUUCGCUACGGCCUACCUCCACAUUUUAUUACAAAAAUUAUAGCUGUGCCUCCAAAAGCAUUCAAGCAAUGCAAAUCUGAGCUAAUGGAAAGAUUCGGAUACCUAGGCGGAAACGCUUUCUCUAAGGACAAACACGGCAAAAUAAAGCGUAACGACUCAUCUUUAAACGAGUACGCUUCUCUUGUUGAUACCGAAUACGAACCGUUUGUCCUCUACACUAUACAACUCUAUACAAAACUCUAG
Messenger RNA from Eremothecium sinecaudum, 1191 nucleotides. RefSeq names its product H(+)-transporting V1 sector ATPase subunit C (gene VMA5). Gene Ontology annotation, biological process: proton transmembrane transport. Gene Ontology annotation, molecular function: proton-transporting ATPase activity, rotational mechanism. The transcript has a single exon. The record is from RefSeq and is a predicted model, not a curated record. The coding region runs from base 1 to 1191 and encodes 396 amino acids. Lineage: Eukaryota; Fungi; Ascomycota; Saccharomycetes; Saccharomycetales; Saccharomycetaceae. Gene Ontology annotation, cellular component: vacuolar proton-transporting V-type ATPase, V1 domain.